This is a messenger RNA of Pochonia chlamydosporia 170, 693 nucleotides long. RefSeq names its product Class I glutamine amidotransferase-like protein. Bases 1 to 693 code for a protein of 230 amino acids. The record is from RefSeq and is a predicted model, not a curated record. The transcript has 3 exons. NCBI's taxonomy places the organism in Eukaryota, Fungi, Ascomycota, Sordariomycetes, Hypocreales, Clavicipitaceae. Gene Ontology annotation, molecular function: glyoxalase III activity.
AUGUCUACAACCAAGCCCAAGAUUUUGUUUGUGCUCUCUUCUCACUCGGCCGGAUGGUAUCUGCCAGAAUUUGCACACCCCUACGAAGUGCUAUCACCACAUGUCGACAUGACCGUAGCCUCUCCAACAGGCACCUCGACAGUCGACCCCAUUUCCGUGAGACUCUUCAAAGACGACGCAUACUGCCAAGAGUUCUACAACACCAAGCAAGACAUCUGGACCUCCACAGAGAAGCUGUCUUCCAUGCUGGGUCGCGCUAAAGAAUUUGAUGUCAUCUUUGUUGUCGGUGGAUUUGGACCCAUGUACGAUCUCGCAACAGACCAGAAUUGCAUCCAACUAAUCCGCGAAUUCCACGACGCCAACCGCAUCAUCGUCGCUCUUUGCCACGGCUCAGCCGCCCUUGUAAACGUCAAGCUAGCCGACGGGUCGCCCAUUCUCGCAAAUCAUCGCGUUACCGGUUUCAGCAACUUGGAGGAGGAGCAGGCAUACGGAAAUAAAAUAGUCCCACCAGGUAUGCCGUUUAGCCUUGAAGAUGCUCUGAACAAGGCUAGCGAUGGGAAGUACGAGAAGGCCAGUGAGGCUUGGAGCCCGCAUGUCAUUGUGGAACCGUCUCGGAAGCUGCUGUUCGGGCAGAAUCCCAAUAGCGCUCGUCCUUUGGGUGAGGCAUUACUGAAGGUUUUGCAAGAUGGGUAG